CGUUUUGCAGCUGUUCGUUCGAAACGCAAAAAGGUCAAUGGAGUGUUAUGAGACCAAGAUAAUGAACCCUACCACCAACUCUUCGGUAUUAGUAGGUGAAUCAAGCUCAUCAGAUACCAAAGAAUAUAGACCUCCCAUCACCGCGGCUAAAGAACAAUCUGAGCAGAUUUCUGAUACACCAUUUACACCGAGAAUGACUUUCCUGGUUUCAUGGGUAUCGUUAUUGGCAUGGAUAUUUCCACUACUCAUUUUGGGAGUCAUGAUUGCACCUGCGACUGCAUCAACCCAGUUCCUUGCUACAAACUCGACCCAAACUCUUAACCUGAUCGAAGGUACCAAUGCAACAAUCAACUUCGACCACCUCAAGUGUCCUCCACCAGCUGUUCCAUAUUACACGUUCAGGUAUCUAACCGAGGAGCAGCCAUUCUGUUGUAAGUCCCAAGUUUCCCAUUCCUUAAUGAGUGGAGGUCUCAAGGAACAAGAUCAAGAAGCCAGGUUUUCUGUAGAAGGUUUUCACCUGGAUGAUACUUUCUCUGCUAUCCUGAACAUACGUAAUGUUUCUGUCCAAGAUGGGGGAUGGAUUGAAUUGGUUUACUUUUUACUGAACCACAAUGACCAUGUCUUCUUAAGAAGAACAGCAGAAAUCAAUGUGCUUAGUCAACCUAAAAAAGUAAAAUGCCAUUUUCUCAGGGAAGAGGCGAGCAAGCACCAUGUUGUGCGAUGUCAUGCUCCUGCUGAAAAUGGCAAGGUGACAAUCAGUUGUUACCAAAAUUUUUCAAGGACUCCACCGAUAGUUGUCUACACGGACAGUGACGAUUUGAUUAGGGCAACAUUUUUGCCUCCACUUGCCGACCAAGUUCAUUGUUGUUCCCAUCUUACCACAAAAAAUGUAACACAGGAGACAUGCGACCAUUCAAUCUUUCGCUAUCCUGAACAAAUCCUCUCACCUAUCUCUAGCACUGUUCUUCCCCCAGUGAUCGAUGAUUCAUUGAACAUUGAUCAUGAUCUGUCAACUGAAGGUUUUAUGCCUUCUAGCUCAGCAGAUCAAGCUAAAUUGUCAGGUCUGACGACACUGUGUCUACAAAUAUUGAUUGCAGUGUGCAGCAGCCUUUUCUUGACAUAGAUUUUAACAUUCGAAUAGGUGAUAGAUAGAAACGAGGAUCAGAAUAAUCAUUGAUAGCAGUGUAACGUAUGUUCUUCUGCAAGACUAAAACAAAUACAUUAGUGAUUAUUAGUGUCUUCAACUUAAUUUGAGUGCUGAGUUAACAUAAAAAACGUUACGAUAAAUAAUACGAUCAGGGCUAGCAACGCAACACAUUGACCUGCCUUUUUGCGCCGUUUUGCUUUAAUCCCCACCAAAUGAAUCAUUAUCUACGUAAAUUGUAUAUUAUCAAUAACCGAGGAUUAAUGGUUAAAUCAUGCCUCUUGUCAGCUGAUGAGCCUACAUAAUUCUAAUGACAUUUGUAAAGGAAAAUUAUGUAAUCUCGAAUAUUCACAAAAAAGAAAUAACACUAAUACUGUUUUCGUUCCUUUCUCAAAAGUAGAUAGUGUCCACCAAUGGUAGGAGUGGUGAACUAAAAUCCAGAACACGUGUGUAUUAGAAAUGAAAUUGAAGGGAUCACUUUUUGGACGAUUGCUUUUUAAUGAAAAUUUCCAUAUGCACGUCACAACUAGUUCUGCACAAGAUCUUUCUUUCGGAUGUUGUUAUUAUUCAGAUUCUAUGAAUUUGUUCUUCUUCUUUUCUUUUGGAAAGGGGGGGGGUAUAAACAUAAAAUCAUUCAAGUGGGGAUCAUAGAUAUUACUGUCGUAUAAAGCUAUUACACUCUCUCGGUUUUCAUUAUUUCAAUGAAAAGGUCAAUUGUCAUUAUUUAGGAAUAUAGUGAUAACGUACAGAAAGCUAUAACCAAAGAAUAUUACGUCAAAAUCUAUUUUCAAAAUGUGUUUUGUAUUAAUAAAGUCACAAAUUUUCCUCGAUACGCCAAUCUGGCCUUGAAAAUCUUUGACUCAUUACGCCAGUGACAUGUACGUACUUAAUGAAAUUUUCUCUGUUUCUAACUGCAGCUACUUACUUCAUUGUGUUACCUUAUGUUUUUGCACUAGUUGGAACUUUUCUCCAUAUUUUAAUGUAACAUUACUAAAAUGGAAUAUGGUAUAUUCCAUAUCAAGAGAAGUAAAGGAGGAUCGACUAUCAGAAAUUGAUCGUAAGUAGUUUUAUUUUGAUUUUGUUUGUAAUUACAGGUUUCCUCAUAUAAAUAACUAAAUAUACGUAUAUAGGUUUCGUUUUCCUAUCAUAUUGCUCUAUAUUUUAGCGUGUAGUAGGCAAAAAUGUAUCUCAUUUUUGUGUUGCAUAUUUUAGUGUAUAUAAAAUACUUGUUUGAGGAAGUUGGAAGCGGUACGUAUGAGUUAUAUUUUACUUGUCAGCUAACUAGAUAAAGUGUAUUGUAUAGUGAUUAUU
Messenger RNA from Lytechinus variegatus (green sea urchin), 2455 nucleotides. RefSeq lists its product as uncharacterized. Lineage: Eukaryota; Metazoa; Echinodermata; Echinoidea; Temnopleuroida; Toxopneustidae. Bases 38 to 1123 code for a protein of 361 amino acids. The record is from RefSeq and is a predicted model, not a curated record. The transcript has 4 exons.